GGGGCGCCCCCCAGCAGACCUGGAUGAAUGAAGCCCCGGGGCCCCGCCUCCUCUGCCUUAUAGCUCGGCGGCUGGCCCCUUCGGCCCACUGAGCCUGAGCUCCCCGCCAUGGGCUGGGGCAGCGCGGCCGCGGCUGGGCUGCUGCUGCUGCGGCUCCGCUCCCGCGCCAAGCCGGCGGCAUGACGCCCCCCCAGCUCUGUGUGUGGGGCCGCUUCAACCGCACCGCUGCCAGCAUGUGGGGCGGUGCCGGCGCCACGCGGGAAGCCGACAACGGCACGGCGCGCCCCGCGGAGGGAUGCGGCUCGGUCUCGGUGGCGUUCCCCUUGAGCAUGAUGCUGACGGGCACGGUGGGCAAUGCCCUGGCCAUGCUGCUGGUGUACCGCACCUGCCAGAAGAAGGAGAACACGCGGAAGAAGUCCUUCCUGCUGUGCAUCGGCUCCCUGGCGCUGACCGACCUCGUCGGCCAGCUCCUCACCAGCCCCGUGGUCAUCGCCGUGUAUCUGGCCAGCAGGAACUGGCAGGAGUUGGACCCCUCGGGCAACCUGUGCGCCUUCUUUGGGUUCUGCAUGACUGUCUUCGGCCUCUGCCCCCUCUUCAUCGCCAGUGCCAUGGCCGUAGAAAGGACCCUGGCCAUCAGAGCGCCUCACUGGUACGCCAGCCACAUGCGAACCAGGAUGACCAAGACUGUCUUGCUCAGCAUCUGGCUGGCAGUGUUUGCCUUUGCCCUCCUGCCCAUAGCUGGCUUAGGGCAGUACACCCUGCAGUGGCCCGGCACCUGGUGUUUUAUCAGCACCGGGGACAACCACGGUGUGGGCAACACCUUCUUCGCUUCAGCCUUUGCCUUUCUGGGACUUUGCUCUCUGAUCGUCACCAUGGCAUGUAACUUGGCCACGAUCAAAGCUUUAGUGGCUCGGUGCAGGACCAAACCCUCAGCAUCUCAGUCCAGCAAGCAGUGGGGGAGAAUCACCACGGAAACACUGGUCCAGCUGUUGGGGAUCAUGUGUGUUCUCUUUGCUUGUUGGUCACCACUGUUGAUUAUGAUGUUGAAAAUGAUCUUCAGUCACAAGUCGGUUGAACGCUGCAAGCCAUCUGACAACACAGUUCAAAGCAUAGAACUGCAGAAAGAAUGCAAUUUCUUCUUGACGGCUGUUCGCUUGGCCUCUCUAAACCAGAUCUUGGACCCCUGGGUUUAUCUGCUAUUAAGAAAAAUUCUCCUCCGAAAGUUUUGUCAGAGAAAAGGGGGAUCAAAUCUGUCUUUGGGUGCAGUAAUAUGAAGAAGAGCAUUUUAUAAAACAAGAAAGUAUGAGAGAUUAUUUGCAUCUUAGUUGUUUAUACCAAAAGAAUUUAAGCACUAUUUGCCAGGCAUGGCCGAUAUGACAUGACUGGCAACUGAAGCACUUUCUUAAAUGAAUUCAAAGAUCUUUAUCAGAAAUGUAAUUAUUUGUUUUGUUUUCCCAUUUAUCUGGGUCGGUGGGGAAGAUAUUUUUGCUGUAUCUUUUUGCAGAUGCCUUCUAUAUUAUUCUAAAUGUAUGUAAAUUUCACUACAGUAGUAUUUCAAAGAUCCAUUUUGAUAAAAUGAUGUACUUCUGUCAGAGACAUUGUGGAAACGGUGGUGUAUGGUGGAAUUCUUUUGAUAUAAUUUUGUUGGCAUUCAAAACACAGC
Messenger RNA from Terrapene triunguis (Three-toed box turtle), 1663 nucleotides. Its product is annotated as prostaglandin E2 receptor EP3 subtype. Gene Ontology annotation, biological process: adenylate cyclase-activating G protein-coupled receptor signaling pathway; intestine smooth muscle contraction; phospholipase C-activating G protein-coupled receptor signaling pathway. Gene Ontology annotation, molecular function: prostaglandin E receptor activity. Gene Ontology annotation, cellular component: plasma membrane. Lineage: Eukaryota; Metazoa; Chordata; Testudines; Emydidae. The record is from RefSeq and is a predicted model, not a curated record. The coding region runs from base 180 to 1274 and encodes 364 amino acids. The transcript has 3 exons.